UCAUCCCGCAGCUUCCGCCGCUGCUGUUGAGGCGAAGAUGGCGGCGCAGUUGCCGCUCGGGGCCCUGAGGGAUGAGAAGCCGCGGCUGCUGCCGCUGCCGUCGCUGUGGUCGCUGUGACUGCCGCCCGUGACUGCCGCUGUGAUCGCCGUGACUGCUGCCCGUGACUGCUGCCCUGGUGGCCGUGACUGCCGCCCGUGACUGCCGCCGUGACAGCGGCAGCAGCGACCACGACGACUCCUAUCGCCGUGUCGCCCUCUCCGUCAGUUCAGGAGCCGCUUACCCGUGGAGUUGUUCAACCAUCAACAACAACAACAACCAACAACAACCACCACCAUAGCCGUUAGCGAGCGGCUGAGCGCGCCCGCUCGGGGGCCUAAGCCCGAGCGGGGGUGGGGGGUGACCCGGCCGGACCCGGUUAGGGCCGGGUAGCGAAACUAGGCAAGGCCGUAGGCUUCGCGCUAGGCCGCGGCAGUUAUAAUUGUUUUUGAUCGCCCGGCGGAUUGGGUGUCGUUGUGUAGGCGGGGUGCGCUGUGUGCUAGUUAGGUGGUUGGUUGUUUGUGUUACUCAACUAUCCGUGGGAGCGGUGGACUCGACGGUGCGACUGGAUACGAGUGAGAGGGGAGAAGCCUGCGGCUCGAGGCGGCUUAAGAUGUCUUCGUCAGCUGUCCCUGCCGAUAAGAUCAAUCUCCGCCUCAUCCUCGUGAGUGGCAAGACGAAGGAGUUCCACUGCAGCCCCACGGACUCCGCCUCCGACAUCGCUUCCCAUGUCUACCAGCACUGGCCCAUGGACUGGGAGGAGGAGCACGUCAGCAGCCCGGGGAUCUUGCGCCUCAUCUACCAGGGACGCUUCCUGCACGGCAACGUGACGCUGGGAGCUCUGAAGCUGCCGCUGGGCAAGACGACCGUCAUGCACCUGGUGGCGCGCGAGAACCUUCCAGAGCCAAACUCACAGGGUCAGAGGAACCGCGGGAAGACCGAGGAGAGCAACUGCUGCGUGAUCCUGUGAGCCAGCCGGGCCCCGCAGCAGCCUGGCUCACUCCAUCGCCUGGCUCACUCCGUUUGUGAUGCCUCCAUCUUGAUCCCCCAGUUUAGAUGCCUCUGUCUGUCUCUCCGUCUGUCUCCCUCACACGCCCCCGAUCCGUCUAGCAGAGACCAUAGACUUACACGGAGACCCGUAGACUCACACAGAGACCCGUAGACUCACACAGAGACCCGUAGACUCACACAGAGACCCGUUAACUCACCACACAGAGACCCAUAGAAUCACACAGAGACCCAUUAACUCACCACACAGUGAUCCGUAGACUCACACAGAGACCCAAUAGACUCACACAGAGACCCAUAGACUCACACCGAGUCCCAUAGUCUCACACGGAGACCCAUAGAUUCACCAGACAGAGACCCAUAGACUCGCACAGAGACCCAUCGACUCACACAGAGACCCAUCAACUCACCAGAGACCCAUAGACCCACACAGAGACCCAUAGACUCACACAGAGACCCAUAGACCCACACAGAGACCCAUAGACUCACACCGAGUCCCAUAGUCUCACACGGAGACCCAUAGAUUCACCAGACAGAGACCCAUAGACUCGCACAGAGACCCAUAGACUCACACAGAGACCCAUCAACUCACCAGAGACCCAUAGACCCACACAGAGACCCAUAGACUCACACAGAGACCCAUAGACCCACACAGAGACCCAUAGACUCACACAGAGACCCGUAGAAUCACCAGAUAGAGACCCAUCAACUUUAGGUCUAGUUGGCUUGGCGAUGUGGAAAAUUAUUUGUCCAGCCGCUGCACACCACUACCUGUGUGUCACCCUGUGUGUCACUCCGUGUGUCACUCUGUGUGUGUCACUCUGUGUGUCACCCUGUGUGUCACCCUGUGUGUCACUCUGUGUGUCACCCUGUGUGUCACUGUGUGUGUCACUGUGUGUCAUUCUGUGUGUGUCACUCUGUGUGUGUCACCCUGUGUGUCACUCCGUGUGUGUCACUCCGUGUGUGUCACUCUGUGUGUGUCACUCUGUGUGUCACCCUGUGUGUCACUCCGUGUGUCACUCUGUGUGUCACCCUGUGUGUCACCCUGUGUGUCACGCUGUGUGUCACGCUGUGUGUCACUCUGUGUGUCACCACGUUCCCUGUGUGUCACGCUGUGUGUCACGCUGUGUGUCACGUUGUAUGUCACGCUGUGUGUCACCCUGUGUGUCACCCUGUGUGUCACCACUACCCCUGUGUGUCACCCUGUGUGUCACCCUCACCACAUACUGGAAGCGUCGCUCGAGUGGGCGUGAUCAGAAGCGAGAAUUUGGAGAGACAGAGGAGAGAGAGGAGAGGGGAGGGAGAGGGGAGGGAGGAGAGACACAGAGAGGAGAGAUAGGGAAGGGAGGAGAGAGACAGAGGAGAGAGACAGAGAGACAGAGAGGGGGAGGAAAGAGAGGCAGAGAGAGAGACAGAGAGAGACAGAGAGAGAGAGACAGAGAGAGGGAGAGGAAAGAGAGACAGAGAGAGGGGAGGAGAGACGGAGAGAGACACAGUGAGUAAGCGAUGUACGGUGAACGCACACCGGAUCACGACGCGUCUCCGCCGGAGAUCAUUUGAUCACUCGAGUACUCGAUUACUCCAUCAUUUGAUCACUUCAUCACUCGGUCACUUUUUAAUUUGAUCACAUGGUCACAUGGUCACAUGGUCACUUAAUCACUUGAUAAUUUGACCAUUUGAUCCGCACCGCCAGCGGUCUCCGUAGCGCAGUUACCCCCAGCCAGCAACGUGUAGCAGGUUACCCCAGCCACUGUACCAGGUUACCCCAGGCGCAGUACCAGGUUACCCCAGCCACUGUACCAGGUUACCCCAGGCACUGUACCAGGUUACCCCACCCACGUGUACCAGGUUACCCCAGCCACGUGUAUCAGGUUAUCCCAGCCACACGUACCAGGUUACCCCAGCCACUGUACCAGGUUACCCCAGCCACACAUACCAGGUUACCCCAGCCACACGUACCAGGUUACCCCAGCCACAUGUACCAGGUUACUUCAGGCAUUGUACCAGGUUACCCCAGCCACGUGUACCAGGUUACCCCAGCCACUGUACCAGGUUACCCCAGGCACUGUACCAGGUUACCCCAGCCACACGUACCAGGUUACCCCAGGCACCGUACCAGGUUACCCCAGCCACACGUACCGGGUUACCCCAGCCAUGCCUCUGUUGCUGCGUGUGCCCAGGGUGAGUCUUGGCACUCACGGAGAGGCUGAAGGGAGAUCGCCGCUUCACCACCGCCGCUGCCCUGGGCCGUUGCCGCGACGGCUGCAGCGGUGGUUGGUGGAGGGAGGGGGGGAGGGGAGAGGGGAGGGGAGGGAGGGGAGGGAGGAUUUAAGAAACUCGGCGUCCCUGCGGUUGAGGGAAGGGGACGUGGAAUCGCAGCCGGCGGUGGCGGUGGUGGCGUGGGUAGUGGCGGCGUGGGUAGUGGCGGUGGUGGCGUGGGUAGUGGCGGCGUGGGUAGUGGCGGCGGUGGCGGUAGCGGCGUGGGUAGCGGUAGCGGCGUGGGUGGUGGCGGUGGUGGCGUGGGUAGUGGCGGCGGUGGUAGCGGUGGUGGCGUGGGUAGUGGCGGCGGUGGUAGCGGUGGUGGCGUGGGUGGUGGCGGUGGUGGCGUGGGUAGUGGCGGCGGUGGCGGUAGCGGCGUGGGUAGCGGUAGCGGCGUGGGUAGUGGCGGUGGCGGCGGUGGUAGCGGUGGUGGCGUGGGUAGCGGCGUGGCUAGGCGAGCAGCGGCACGGUGACACAUCCACCGUGGGGGGAGUCGUCGUGGUAGGAAUCUACUGGUGGGUGACUGUAGUCUGUGUGUGUCGCGUUGAUCUCCGCACGAAUCUCGAUUGUUGGAAUGUCACGGCGGGCUGAGGUGCCAGUCGCAGUGCCUCGGUCAUCGGCGUCGCGCGCCCACCGACUCUCACCGGCGAUUUGUGUUUCUCUCCUUCCCUCUCGCUCGCUCUCUCUCCUUCUCUCUCUCUCUCUCUCGGUCGUUGUAAAGUACAGUAUAUACCGUAUACAUAAAUAUAUAUACACACGAUACACACCACACACAGAGACACGCACACACACCACACACACACACACGAGCACACUGCACGCACACACCACCCACACGACACGCACACACACCACACGCACGCACACACCGCACACGACACGCACACACACCACACACGAGCACACUGCACACACACACACCACACACACCAUACACCAGACACGCACACACCACACACGACACGCACACACCACACACACACCACACACUCACGACACGCACACACACCACACACACGACAUGCACACACGGCACAUGAGACGCACACACUAUACACAUGACACACGCAUGCUACGACACACACACACGACACCACACGUGUAAACCCUGAUAUUUAGAAUUUUGGGGAGUGGGGUUGGGGUGGGGGGGGGGUGAUGUGGAAGCAUUGUAGAAUAUUGUACCUAAUAUUAACAAACAAAAACGUGAACCCGUUUCAACGCGAAAAAAGGCAAGAGAGCGGAAAGACUUUGACGACGACGACGACGUUUGCCCGGCCGGUGGAGCGACGCUUCCUUGACGCUUCCUUGACGCUUCCUUGACGCUUCCUGUCUCUGUUCCGUGCCGGAGCUGUGGUUUGGUUUGGCCGGUUUUGGUUUAACCGAUCUGAUUUGAGCGCUUUGAUUUGACUGGUUCGGUUUAAACGGUUUGGUUUAAAUUAUUUGGUUUGACCGAUUUGAUUUUACCGGUUUGGUUUAACCGAUUUGAUUUGACCGGUUUGAUUUAACCGAUUUGAUUUGACCGGUUUAAUUUCACCGAUUUGGCUUAACCGGUUUGUCCUCACCGCUUUAGGUUUAAACGAUUUGGCUUCACCGCUUUGGCCAAGCUGCUCUGGUCUAACCGCUGCGGUAUGAAACUGGAGGCGCAUGACGGAAUGUUGUUUUUGAGGUCGCCGCGAAAAGGAAAAAAAACUCGGCGCCAAAUCUUGCCGUGCCUUUUCGGCGUCUCUCUUCCUCCACUGGUUCUUUUUUUUUGUCGGUAAAAACCGAAACGGGCUCGUGGUGCCAUGUCCCCUCGCCGACAUUGGCCGAGUGGCGGCGAGCGGUGCGGUGAAACACCGCGAACGGCCCGCGUCUUGCUCCGUGGGGGGGGGGGGGGGGGGGGGGGGGGGGGGGGGGGGGGACGUCUUUGGUGCCGGGGGCUCGCUGGCAAAGUCGGUUGUGGUGUCGGCUUCACAUAGAGACCCUUUAACUCACCACACACAGACCCAUAGACUCACACAGAGACCCAUAGACUCACACAGAGACCCACAGACUCACCACACAGAGACCCAUAUACUCACAACACACAGACCCAUAGACUCACACAGAGACCCAUAGACUCACCACACAGAGACCCACAGACUCACACAGAGACCCAUAGACUCACAAUACACAGACCCAUAGACUCACAGAGACCCAUCGACUCACAACACACAGACCCAUAGACUCACCACACAGAGACCCAUAGACUCACCACACACAGACCCAUAGACUCACACAGAGACCCAUAGACUCAUAACACACAGACCCAUAGACUUACACAGAGACCCAUAGACUCACCACACACAGACCCAUAGACUCACCACACAGAGACCCAUCGACUCACAACACACAGACCCAUAGACUCACCACACACAGACCCAGAGACUCACAACACAGACCCAUAGACUCACAACACACAGACCCGUAGACUCACCACACACAGACCCAGAGACUCACAACACAGACCCAUAGACUCACACAGAGACCCAUCGACUCACAACACACAGACCCAUAGACUCUCACAGAGACCCGUAGACUCUCACAGAGACCCAUAGACUCACAACACACAGACCCAUAGACUCACACAGAGACCCAUAGACUCAUAACACACAGACCCAUAGACUCACACAGAGACCCAUAGACUCACCACACACAGACCCAUAGACUCACCACACACAGACCCAGAGACUCACAACACAGACCCAUAGACUCACAACACACAGACCCAUAGACUCACCACACACAGACCCGUAGACUCUCACAGAGACCCGUAGACCCUCACAGAGACCCACAGACUCACCACACAGACACCCACAGACUCACUCGUAGACUCUCACAGAGACCCACCACAGACUCACCACACACAGGUCAGCCAGCCAGCCGGUCAAACUUUUCCAGCAACGCUCCCCUCCGGCAAACGACGACGACGAGGGUGGACGUGACGAGGGUGGACGUGACUGACGAGGGUGGACGUGACGAGGUGCACGUGACGAGGUGGACGUGACGAGGGUGGACGUGACGAGGGUGGACGUGACGAGGGUGGACGUGACGAGGGUGGACGUGACGAGGGUGGACGUGGCGAGGUGGACGUGGCGAGGUGGACGUGACGAGGUGGACGUUCGCGGCGUUGAUUUGACGAGGCCCUUGACAGUGACGCGGAUCGCCCCCCCCCCCCCUUUGAAAUAUAUAAUUAAUUAAUUGAUGAUAAUCAACAGCGACGGGGACGCCGCUGCGACCUGUGCGGCUUGCUAAGUCGACCUUUCGUUGUUGUUGAUGUUGUUGAUGGUCUUGUUGUUGUUGUUGUUCCUUUGGCGGGUGACGGAAAUUUCAUUUUUUUGGAUUAAACCAAUUUUCGUCGA
Molecule: messenger RNA, 6684 nt
Organism: Lethenteron reissneri (Far Eastern brook lamprey)
Lineage: Eukaryota; Metazoa; Chordata; Hyperoartia; Petromyzontiformes; Petromyzontidae
Product: ubiquitin-like protein 3
Molecular function (GO): protein binding
Source: RefSeq, a predicted model, not a curated record